GGAGAUUUGGAGAAAAUCAUCAAGAAAAUUGCAAAGCUGUUGCUGUUGUCGAAAUUCUAUUGCUCAAGAUGGCACCGUUUGUUCCCUACCACUCUAGUGCAGGGCAGUCUACCAUAGUCAAUUUUGGAGGGCUGCUCACAACCGAGUUUCUUGAACCUCCCCCAGGACGAUGCUUUCUUUUUCGCCAAACAUACCGCCAUAAUGUGGAGGGCCCGAUUCCUGAGAACCUGAGAAAGCUGAUCGAUAGCCCACACAGGCCGAAAGGGCCACCCCCUCACUUUCACCAAUUCCAAACUGAGUACUUUCGUGUCGAAUCGGGCAUUAUGGGAAUUUCCGUCGACGGUAAACAAAGAGUCGUCACUGCAGAAGAUGGUGAAGUUUCAGUAAAAGCAGGAAGCAUUCACAACUUCUUCAUACACCCCACUUCUCCUGAGAAGAUGACAGUCUAUUUGAGUGCUUCGGAUUCAGGCAUGGAUUUCCAGCUAGAUCGUAUCUUCUUCGAAAAUUGGUAUGGCUAUUGGCAUGAUGCUCUUCUGCACGGCGGAGGACUGGAUUGGAUUCAAUUUCUUGCAAUACAGGAUGGUGGCGAUGCUUAUACGCCAGCGCCAGCAUGGGUACCUUUUCGCCGACAAGUUGGGUAUUGGACUUGUGUGGUGAUUGGACGAUGGAUUGGGGGGCUCUUAGGCUACAAGCCUUUCUUUCGCGAGUACACAACCGAUUGGGACUUUGCAGUCGCUAAGAUGAAAGGUUCGUUCUUCCAAAGACACCUCAUUAAUGAGGCGUAUGUUUCAGAGCGAUCAUGGGCACGACAAGAGCAAUUGGAGGCCUCUUCCAAGCCCGAAAACGCUGAAUUUGAGCUUUGGACAACAGACAUUGACCCAAGACCGCUCGAUCUCGGUCCUGUAGGCUACGAGAAAGGUUCUUGGAACGCAAAGAACGACCUUAAAAAAGAUACGGGACUGGUCAAAAGAAAAACUAAUGGCGUGAAUGGUUUUGCAGCCGAGACAUAGAUUAGAGACUGGUUGGGAGAAAGCGGACACGAAUAGAUUUGGUCUCAAAGCCUCAUGAUCUCUGGAUCUUUCGAUUUCUUGAUGUUAUGGUCAUAUAACUGCAUUGGUAGUUGUUGACCUCUGCCAUGUCGUGUAGUGCAGAGGCACAGAGCAUAACCCUCGAUCGAAUCACCAUGGAAGAUCACGGCUCACAUCGAGCAGGAACGUGUUUGGGAGAGUUGAUGGAGGUUUAUUCCAUGCUUAGGAC
This is a messenger RNA of Boeremia exigua, 1257 nucleotides long. RefSeq lists its product as uncharacterized. The transcript is spliced from 3 exons. The record is from RefSeq and is a predicted model, not a curated record. Bases 69 to 1010 code for a protein of 313 amino acids. Lineage: Eukaryota; Fungi; Ascomycota; Dothideomycetes; Pleosporales; Didymellaceae.